AUGCAGCCGAUAAUACACUACCUCUUCCUGGACCUGGACCCGUUGCUGUUUACGAUAAAUAUGCACUUGCUGGCGCAGCCUACAAUUUUCCCCCAAGAACUCGCGCGGAUGUCGGCAGACGGAGUCUUGCUGCGUGCCGAGCGACUGACGGAGCUGCUGGAUGGGCAGCGCCUACAGCAGCCAUCACUGGUAAUCUGUCGAUCCGGAAGCUACUUCAAUGGGAGUCUCGAGAAUGCGCGCUCUCUCCAAACUGCUGGGUGGAAUCUGAAGAAGAAGGGGGCGCUCGAUCACCGGUCGCUUGAGGAUUUGAUGGAGAAGAACCUGGAGCAAGUCGGGGCUUCUCGCCAGUCGGGCGGUGCACCGAAGAAGAUGGUUUUGGCCACGGGCGAGCUGCGCCCUCCCACUCAAAGCUGCGUCCAGGCGUAUUUGGGCAGUGGGUGGCACGUGAAGCUUUUUUGCUUGCAGCGUUGUUGGAGUCAGACACUUGAUGAGCUGGGUAGAAUGCACCCAGGGCGCUUCGAGGUGGUGUAUCUGGACCAGCAUCUGAGAGAGCUGCUUGCGACCUCUCCAGGGCCGCCUUCGAGCUUCCGCCACCAAAAUUCGUCUGAAGUGAGAAGCGAGGAGAACGAUCAGGUCUGUAAGCAAGAGCGAGACGCAGCAAAGCGUCGCCAGAGCAGAUUGGCGACGUUACCGAAUGUCUACUCGAUGGAGAAUCGUGAGCGCUACGUAUUCCUCAACUUGGACAAUAUUGCUGGUGUGUUGUUUACGAGUCACACGCUCUACCGUAGAAUUGAUGGAGCUGGGAGCCCCCAGGACGUUCGCCUCGACUUUCGAGCAUUGACGCAGCAUUUGUGCGGCGAGAGUGAGUCGGCAGCUGUGAAGUGCCAAGUCGCCGCGUAUUGCAAGUCGAGUCCAUAUCUUGCGCGCGCUCUUGCAGGCCUUGGGUGGACUCUUAUAGCUCCGAUGACACCAGGGAGCAGUGAUAAUGGGCUGCAUGUUGAAAUGAUGUCCAAACUCGUUGACGGUGCCUACACGGCCAGCGAGAAGACUCUAGUGCUUGCCAUGGGCGACGGUGGCCUCGGUGGCACGAAGACGAAUGCCUACCGCACAAUCAUCGGCAAGUUCCUGGAGCAACGAUGGCAUGUGGAAAUUCACGCGUGGUUACACGCCUUGAACGAUGGGCUAAUUGACCUUCAGGCCCAAUAUCCGGGACGUGUCGUGGUGAAGCCGUUAGACGAGUUCAUCUCCAAUCUGGUUUACCCGAAAAAUCAAGAG
This is a messenger RNA of Phytophthora sojae, 1275 nucleotides long. RefSeq lists its product as hypothetical. The annotation marks the transcript as partial. The record is from RefSeq and is a predicted model, not a curated record. Lineage: Eukaryota; Oomycota; Peronosporomycetes; Peronosporales; Peronosporaceae. The transcript has 2 exons.